UAGUUUCAAAAAUUGGAUAUUCUUCACGCAAAGAUCUUCUAUAUGCUGUUUGCGGGUUUAUAAAGGUAGAAAUGAAGUACACCAAUAUGUUGGUGAACACCAAUUGUCAUUUGAAAGAAGUAUGGAAUCACCAAAAUAGAGACCAUCUUGCACUUUUUGGGUUAAAAGAUCCAAAAGUUCAGGCAUUGUUGACAAAUAAAAAAGAAGAUAUAACAUAUACAUCACUUCAAUGGAACGACACAUCAAUUUUACAACAAAUUUUUAAUCUGUACAUUAAACUUCAGCUGCCACAUGUUUUACAUAGUGUAUACCCACCUGGUUAUUCAUUUCAAUACAAAGAACUAGCAGCCUGGUAUUCUAUGUUUCGAGCUUGUAGAUGUACAAAUAUUAUGCCCUAUUUCAAAAAAGAGUCUGAUGUCGAAUUUUGGAUAUGUGCUGUAGAUCCUAGGGCUGAUCGGCAAACUCUAAAAAGCUUAUAUCAAUGGGAAUUAAUUCAGAUAAAAGAUCAAAAUUCUCCAUGUAAUAUUGCUACAAGUUGUCAAUUCUGGGAUAGUUUUCGCUAUGCACUAGAAAUUAAUAAAAGAGAGGCUGGUAGAAAAUUUCAAAUACUAUCUAUUAUCGUAUCUUACUUUGAUUAUCAGGUUCUUAAAAGAGAAUUAGGAGUAAUGUCAAAAACUAUAUACAAAGCCAGAAAACAUUCUCGUCUCUAUGGUGUUGGUGCACCACCAAUGGAAAUGCCAAAAAAAACAACCAAAUUAAUGGCCGAAUUUAAAGAAAGACAGUUCAAAAUAUUUUUUUCCGAUAAAGAUAAUGUUACAAUGAGUUCUUACAAGACAGACCCAAAAACUAACUUGCCUAUCCUUUUUUUACGUGAUAACAAGGCUUCACUUUGGAAAAAGUUUCAACAAACCUUCCCCAAUAGGAUAAAAAAAACCUCUUUUAUGGGCCACAUUGCAAAUUGUACAUAUCUAAAAUAUCAGAGUGAUUUGG
Molecule: messenger RNA, 990 nt
Organism: Racocetra persica
Lineage: Eukaryota; Fungi; Glomeromycota; Glomeromycetes; Diversisporales; Gigasporaceae
Source: the annotation of a GenBank genome assembly